Molecule: messenger RNA, 2713 nt
Organism: Petromyzon marinus (sea lamprey)
Lineage: Eukaryota; Metazoa; Chordata; Hyperoartia; Petromyzontiformes; Petromyzontidae
Product: dual specificity tyrosine-phosphorylation-regulated kinase 2-like
Biological process (GO): peptidyl-serine phosphorylation; peptidyl-threonine phosphorylation
Cellular component (GO): cytoplasm; cytoskeleton
Molecular function (GO): ATP binding; protein serine/threonine kinase activity; protein serine/threonine/tyrosine kinase activity
Source: RefSeq, a predicted model, not a curated record
GUCCAUUGACUGUUGCGUCACUAUUCACCGGGCUUAGAGCACGUGGUCACUUUCCGGAUGUGCGUCACGAUGACGUCACCAGCGCGUAAUCAUUCCGGGACCCACCUAGUGGCGAGCACUCGCGCGCUCCGAAGCUCCUCAGACAUUUACGUUUAAUUUAACAUUUUAACGUAAAUAUUCGACAAUUUUUUAUAUUUUCUUAUUCUCAUCAAGCAAGUGUGGGUUUUCCUCACAAUUUCGGAAGGAAAGCAGGACGCUUUUGUGAAAAGUAUCCGAGACUCUGAGAACAAUCCCUGGUUAUGGCUGAAAACAAAGAUACGAGUGUGCCUGGCCAGGCGUCGCCAAUGGAUGAAACUAUCGUCUUCGCAGAGGCAGGGAUGUGCUGCACGCCUGCCGAUGUCCUCGUGAAAUUCCGAGAGAAGAUGACGGAAUUUGAGUGUGAUGAGAUCCUUACAUACAAAUGGAUAUAUUAUUUCAAGAUGCGUAGUGCGACAGAAGGUGCCUCCAAUAUCGGCUACGAUGAUGAAAAUAACCACUACAUACCGGUCAUCGAUGAGCAUCUGGCAUAUAGGUACCAAGUACUGAAGGUACUUGGAAUAGGAGGUUAUGGCCAGGUGCUCCAGUGCCUGGAUCAUAAAACGAAACAACAAGUGGCUCUUAAAAUGUUCAAGCAUGAUUCAAGCAUCGUCCAAAAUACGUACAACCCGGAGAGGGAAAUCCUAAAUGUCUUGAAGUCGGUGGACGGCAAUAACAUCAUCAGACUCCUUCAAACCUUCAGAUUCAGGGGCCACUAUAAUAUGGUUCUUGAACUUGUCUUAGGAGGAACCCUGAAAGAGGAACUCUCAAUCACCUGCAAGGUUGAUUUACCCAAAAUCAGGCUCUACAUGAGAUCCAUUCUGAAGGCCCUGGUGAAACUCAAGAGUGAGGCAAUCAUUCACGGAGAUCUGAAGCUAGAAAACAUCCUCGUCAAAGACCAUGACACCGGCGAUGUCAGGCUCGCAGAUUUUGGCCUCAGCGUUCGCGAGCGUCGCAAUUUCUUCACGCACCGCGGCACCAAGGGUUACAUGGCCCCGGAGAUGUACCUCAAUCUCCCGGUCACGUGCUCAGUGGACAUGUGGUCCCUGGGUUGCAUCGCAGCAGAGCUCGCCACCGGGAGCCGACUCUUCACGAAAAAGCAAAUAUAUCAUGUUGGGCGCAUCAUACAGGUGCUGGGGCUUCCGCCAAUGAACAUCGUAACAGCCUCGAAAGUCAAGAUUAUUCGCUUUGAUGAUGAAGGUGGCGUUUAUUCCAACGGCAGGAAAACCAUCCCGGGCAGUGACCCCCUCGACAAACUGCUUGGGAUCGAAAAUAUUCAUUUCCUCCACUUUGUCAGAAGAUGCCUUGAAUGGGAUCCUAUUCGGCGGCUCACACCCCAACAGGCCCUGGAUCAUCAGUGGAUACGUGGCACCUCACCCGACCCGGCUGUGGUGCCUCAGUCGGUGGUGGCGAGCCCAUCCCUAGACCCAGCAGCACCAGUGCCUUCUGACGCACACGAGACAACUUAUCUCACUCCUGGCAAUUGCGGAACCAUUUCUGGACCAUCCGAUCCAGAACCCGUCCCAUCGCUACUGGCGUCCACCAACACAAGGAAGUCGUAUGUGACUGCUCUUGAAUCAAAUUGUGAGCUACCGGGGGACGUGAUCUCCCUAUCACUACCAACAUCCAUCCACGCCCAGGGGCAAUGUGACGAGUGGUCGAGCGGCACUCAGUGGGGCCUCUGUGAAAACAUCGGCGGUGAAGAAAUUGAGUCGACCAUGAGGCAACAGUGGGAGCCUAUUCGUUGCCCCAGCAAGGAACAUCACGAUGAGGGGAAGGAAGAUGCCGUCACCUUCCCCAGGGCAACGCAAGCGAAGGGGCCUCGGCGGAGAUUCCCACGUGUGAAGAAUGGCUUCCGGGCACUUCUUUGCUUCAUCCGGAAGUACUGCUGCUGCGGUGUGGGCCUAGUAGGCUGAAGGCCCAGGCAGUGAAGUACAGGGUAGUGAGUGUGGGGGGGUGGGGGGGGGGGAAUUAACCCCAUGCCUUGCGAAUUUGUUGUUCCCCUAGUAGCUGCUACGUGACAUGGAACCCAGCGGCAGGAGAGGCGACGGCAGAAACGCUGAGGACUCGUCACGGACUUGGGGAGUCGUCUGGUGCCAGCAGUCCGCGGAGAAGACCGGGCGAGCCAGGGGGAGUGUAAGAUGGCUGCCCAUCAUCACACCGCAGACGCAUGGGACUAGCCCUGAUGAAUGGCCCCUCACAAUCGGACCUCUCCCCUGGGGUUUUCUUCCCAGGCAGCCUAGUGUGCGAACUCAGCCAAGGGUUUCCCAGAGGGGAGAGAUUUGGCCAAAGUCCGAUGUGAGUUGGGAGCCCCGGCCCCUGUGACGAGAGUGAGUUUGCCACGAGACCACCUCCAGGAGAGUCCGGAUGACAGAAAAUGGACACAUGAUAACCGUGUUGUAUGCUAAGAAACACACAGCACCCAGUGUUUUUCGUGGUUAGUUGUCACCGGAGCCUUUAGUGAGUCAGCUAAUAUUGCAUUCUCUCACCCGUCCGUGUCUAUGUCGAGACCCGGCCGUGACUCGUGUGCAUUUGAGAUGCGAUCUUAGUGGUAUCCUGAAGCAAGUUAGAGGCCCGUGUUGACCGUGCAUUCCAUUGGCAUUUUGUGUACCCAAAAGUUUCCGAUUUAAUAAAAAUA